AUGGCAGUAAGCCUGAAUAUCAGUAAGAGUCAGAACCUGGAGGCAAGACCGAGGAACAGAAGCAUAAAGGCCAGUGUACUCCAGUAUAUUCCUGCCACCUCCCAUUCACUUGAUCGGAAUGAGUGGAUAAGCUGCAGCCCCAUGCUACAGAGAAGAGUCUACCAUUCCAGGGCAGCCAUCCAGAGGAAGCUUUAUGUUCUUGGAGGCAAUGAUCUGGAUUACAACAAUGACCGGAUUCUUGUGAGUCACACAGAUUCUUAUAACAUGGACACUGAUCAGUGGACCCAUUGCAAUUUUAACCUGUUGACUGGCCAGAAUGAAUCUGGAGUUGCUGUCCACAAUGGGAGAGUAUAUUUAGUCGGUGGAUAUUCAAUUUGGACAAAUGAGCCUCUGGCUUUUAUCCAGGUUCUAGAUGUAAGCAGAGAAGGCAAAGAAGAAGUAUUCUAUGGGCCUACACUACCUUUUGCUUCCAAUGGAAUAGCAGCAUGCUUCCUUCCAGCCCCAUAUUUCACAUGCCCCAACCUUCAAACUCUUCAAGUGCCUCAUCACAGAAUUGGUACCAUCUGAAAAGCCAAUGCUCUGUUAGUAACCAUCACCAAUGGAGGAAAAAAUAACUGUGACUUCCAGAUAGUGGACUUGAAACUCCUCAGUGCUCAAUGCUC
Dipodomys spectabilis (banner-tailed kangaroo rat) is the source of this 662-nucleotide messenger RNA. Its product is annotated as kelch-like protein 32. The transcript is spliced from 2 exons. NCBI's taxonomy places the organism in Eukaryota, Metazoa, Chordata, Mammalia, Rodentia, Heteromyidae. The coding region runs from base 1 to 567 and encodes 188 amino acids. The record is from RefSeq and is a predicted model, not a curated record. Gene Ontology annotation, molecular function: protein binding.